UGGAGACUACCUUGACCUUAUGAGAGAUUUUCAAGUUUUCAAAAGAAAUGUUGACACAACCUCAGACAAGGCUUUCAUCAUCAGUAUACCUGUCUCUCUUUCGGAUGUGUCCAAGGAAUACAUGCAAAAAUCAUUUUCUGAAGCUGUGGCGUCAAGUGCUUAUGCAGGGGUAAUGAAAGUCGUUGGAAAUAAACUGAAAAUGUCGGCGUGUGCGGCAAGAGAUCUGUUUCGGAAAGUCAUUGAUAAAGUUACCCGCCAGAUGGAACAGUGCAUUGAUGACGUGAGCAAGAUCGCGCCAGCACGCACAAUAUCUCUGAUUCUGAUGGUAGGGGGGUUCUCAGAGUCACCAUUUGUACAGGAGACGAUAAAAAACAGAUUUGAAGAUGUAGAUGGGAUGAAAGUGCUGGUACCAAAGAAUGCCGGACAAGCAGUUCUCAAAGGUGCUGUCAUAUUUGGAAGACAACAAGACAGUAUAACGUCAAGGAGGAUGAGACAAGGAAACAUGGCUACUGGAGGAACAGACACAUGUGUACUAUCAGAUGAAAUAUUCGAUCUACUUUGUACAGUGUGUAAACGUAAAGGGAAAAACACAGAAGCUGAAAAAUAUUGCGUUGAUUGUGGUGACUACUACUGUUUAAUCUGUGUCAAAGUUCACGAUGAUGUUCCAUUACUGAAUGGGCAUAAGAUUCUCGGUAAGAACCAGUUUCAGUCGAUGUCUAUCAGGAUGAAGCCGCCGGUUCCAACAGAAAGAUGCGACAAACACAGUCAUAAACAUGUAGAUAUGUACUGCAAGUAUCACGAUGAAGUUGGUUGUUCAACAUGUAUGGCUACUGAACACAGAUCAUGUCAGGAUACCUUUUACAUACCGGACUUCAUACAGAACAAUGCAAAUUUAAAAGCAGCAAAUCCAAAGACCAUUCAGCAGGAACUUGAAGCCUCUGUCAAGACCUUAGAUGAAUACCUUGAUGAUUUUCAACAAGAAAGACAACGACUCUUGAAAAGCAAGGCGGACUCAAUUGAAGAAAUCAGAAAAUUUAGACAGGAAGUCAAUGCCAGGCUUGAUGAAAUGGAGCAGAACUCCAUAGUGGAAACAGAAGAUCGAUUCAAAGGACUGAUAAAAGAGAUAGAAGACAGAAUAAAGUCGUUGCAAAAAAAUAAAACCAGUGUUACUUCAGCUAAAGAAAAAUUAGCAUCAGUCAAAAAUAAUGUUUCCCAGGAGUUUGUUAAUGCAAAGAGGGGUAGAAAGGUAGCAAGUGAUGCUAAAGCCUGUGUGGAGGACAGUGAAGCUGGAUAUCAUAGGAAAGAUAUUAAAAUCAUCCCUGAUCAGAUAAUACUGUCAAAGUUGAAAGAAAUGAAUAUGCUGUUGAAAAUAACAGAGCAAGAUUUUCUGCUUCAAGCAAAAAAUAAAAGAACAUGUAAUGUAAAAAUUCCAUCAGAUACAGAUGUCUGUUAUAUUACCUCAGUCUGUUACCUGGCAGAUGAGUCAGUAAUACUGUGUGAUGAAAACAACAAGAAGCUGAAACAUUUAGACAGUUUAGACAGUUCGUCCUAUACCGUUAGCGACUACUAUGAGCUUCCUUCCUAUCCAUGGCAAGCGUGUCCCAUCAGCAAAAAGGAAGUUGCUGUGAGUCUGUAUAAGAACAAUGAAAUUCAUUUUAUUUCCCAUAGCAAUAAAAUGAGAAAAACAAAUCAAAUUAAAACUGACUUUGAAUGUUAUGGUCUGGCCCAUGCAGAUGGCAAUCUGUACAUUUCAGAUGGGUAUUCAUUAGUGUAUGUAUACAGUGUAUCAGGCAUAGAGCUGCAGUGUAUCAAUAUGGAUCUUUCAGGACAGUUCAAAUUUGAUAUGAGGAAUCUGGCUGUCAGUGAGGAUGGUUCCAGAAUGUAUGUUUCUUUCUGGAGUAAAGGAUUCAUCAUAUUAGACAAUAAUGGACAAGUUGUCAGAAACGUCAAUGGUCCAGAGUUACAAAAACCCUGGGGAAUAUUUCAGACCAGCGGUGGUAGUUUGCUUGUUGCCUCUGUGGGUACCAACAAUGUGCUUCAGUAUGGACCAACAGGACGGCUUAUUGGGGAGGUAAUCAAACCUGAUACUGGAAAAAGUAAUUGUUCGGUCGUUGUGUGUAAUCAGCAAACAAACAAGAUGAUCAUUGGUAGGUAUGAUGAGAACGACAUUGAAGUAUAUGAUAUAGUCUGAUAAGGUAGGCAGGACAUAUCAAAAUGUAGUCAACAUACAUUGUUGAAUCUAUCCGCUUAUUUCCCUGGGAUUUUUAACUUGCUUUAUUGGCUUAUGUCUCCUUUUGUGAGCCAAUUUACUGCUGUUGCUAGUUUAAUAUACUGUCAGAAUAAUUGUUUCUUGUAUUGAUGGAACAACAUUAUACCAGAAAAAUAUCAGACAUUAAAAGAAACAACAUGCAGUAAAAUCACAGGGAAAUGAGUACAUAGUUUUUAAAUUAUUGAGAUAAAUAUAAGAGAAAAUCUACAUAUUCAUCAUAUAUAAAUUUUUGCAUAACUUUAACCAUCGAAUCCAUGAAAAGUGUCCCCCAUUCACAGUAGAUAUAACCAAUAAAUGAUAGACACUGCUGUCUUUUCACAGUAUGAACAGAAUUAAGAGAAUUUGACAAUGGGUGCUUAAACGGGUACUAUUUUCCUUACAUAUAUUCUUAAUACAAUUGGAUUUUGAAUAUUUCAAUUACCCAUUGUAUAUAUUAAGUGACUUAUGACAAACUUAUCGAGGGCUGGAGAGAAAACAGUCGGAAAGUCAAGAACUACACGGGAUACUAUUACACUGUGCACAUCUUAUGUUUGAUAUUGGUGGCUGCGUGGGGGAUGUAUUUCAUUAAAUAUCAAGAAUAGUACAGGAUACUUUUACCCUAAGCACUUCUUAUGUCUGAUAUUGUUUUCACUUGAUAUGGUUGAUAUCGAGGGUUGAGUGGGGGACAAAAUUCACUGAACAUCAAGAACAAACUAUGAUACUUCCACACUAUGCAUUUGUUAUGUUUGAUAUGGAGCGCUAGAUGGGGGAGGCGUAAUUCACUGAACAUCAAGCUCAUCCUAGGAUUCUUUUACAGUAUGCACUUUUUAUGUUUUAUAUUGAAGCAUCAUUGAUUAUCAGACAGUCACUUGUAGAGAACAGUAUCUAGGAACCCCGAUUAGAUUAACUGUCCACAUAACUGAAAUACUGUUGAAAAACGGUAUUAAAACCAGAACAAACAAACAAAUCAUUGAUAAUCAUGAACAACCUAGGACACAUACACUAACACUUGCUAUGUUUGAUAUCGAGGACUGGGUGGGGAUGUACGUAAUUCAAUGAACUCCAAGAACAAUACAAUACUUAGAAAUAGUACGUAAUCAAGAAUAUCUAAGGGGAACAACUCUGAAUCGACUAAUAAACUUAAGCCAACAUAAAACUUGGUCAAAAAUGAAAGAAAACUUAAAUACAUGUAGGUCUUUUCCCAACAACUGAUAAGUCAGACAAAAUAUUACCCACAUUUGUUAAAAACGCUUUGUAUUCGAUGCACAACAUGCACACUUUUCUCAUGGCUUACACUGAAAAUUGCCCGCCCGCUUAGCUCAGUAAGUAGAGCGUUGGUCUACGGAUCGCGGGGUCGUGAGUUCGUUCCUCGGGCGAGGCGUAUGUUCUCCGUGACUAUUUGAUAAACGACAUUGUGUCUGAAAUCCUUAGUCCUCCACCUCUAAUUCAUGUGGUGGAAGUUGGCAGUUACUUGCAGAGAACAGGUUUGUAUUGGUACAGAAUCCAGGAACACUAGCUAGGUUAACUGCCCGCCGUUCCUUGACUGAAAUACUGAUGAAAAACGGCGUUAAACCCAAAAUAAACAAACAAACAAAACAAAUACACUGACAAUUAUUUUAUAAGUUGCUCUGAGGCCCUGCUAGAAAGUUUAGUAGUGCAUCAAAAUAAAAUAAUGCAUAAAUAUAUAUCAGGAAAUUGUGCGGCAGUAAGAAACGUUACCUCAGACAUUUAAUUUUAAGCUUUUUAGCCAAAGAUAUUUUUGUUCUCAAUGAUAAUACCUAGGUUUAAACAAAAUUAGAUAUAUCUAAAUGUAAAAUGUAUAUCCAACAAUGAUAAAUUACAAAACAAAAAUGAAACUGGUCUUACAUAUGUAUAACCGUAGGUAGAUUGUUGUUAUAUUCAUCAUUUCAAUUAAUCAUUUGAAGGUGUUUCUUAUGCUUUAUUCAUUUUGAAGCCUUUCUCUGACUGUUCAUGAGUACUUUGCUGCAGAUAGUGGAACAUAAAGUCACUGUCAUCAAAAUUUAAUGUAAUUACAAUAUUUUAAACUGGAAUUAUACGCAUUUUUCAAAUAAAAAUUCAGCUGAAAUUGUUGUGUAUGUAAAAAGGAGGAAGGAAAUUAUAGCUUUUAGCCCAAUAUACCAAACUCUUUCUGUUACCAGUACGAAUUAAUAAGUUUCCAAACAUAACUUCAGAAAUCUCUGCCUAAGACGUAAGAGAGAUCAUUGAUUUUAUAAAACAAUCACUAGACUGCACUAUGUGCAGUAAGAUGCGUAUAAUGCCACUUUAAAGAAGUGGAUCGGUAACAGCUCUCUUCAAUUUCCGCAUUAUUAUGUGCUUGUAAGCAAUUCAACAUUAUCUAGACGUAACUCUCUCUCAUGAAAACCGAAAAAUGAUAAAAAGGCAUACGGGAAUACGUAAUUUGACGAUUCUCGUUACAGGUCCCCUACCUCGCACAAUAAGGUGUUUUAUUUAUUGUUGUAAACAAGAUAAGCGGGUAACUUAAGAUACUACACCAGCGCCACUGGCACCAGAACAGAAAGAAAAUGCCUCUGUACAUGUUAUACCUUACCCCUAGGUAUUCUAUACGAACCAUGGUCAUGAACGGGAAAAUAUACUAACCCGUUUCAAUCGUAAAUUUCUCAACUUAAACGCACAGUUAGGUGAAUGGGUACCUAGUAUAUUGAACAAGCGAUAAUGCACCAGUCACAUUGUCUCAAUAUUCCAUAUUGCUGAGAUUAUCAACAUAUUUUAUGCUUUCGUCAGCGUUACAGAAAAAAAAACAUGCUUGACCUUCCCUAAUGAAAAU
Molecule: messenger RNA, 5054 nt
Organism: Mercenaria mercenaria
Lineage: Eukaryota; Metazoa; Mollusca; Bivalvia; Venerida; Veneridae
Exons: 4
Coding region: 20-2191 (723 amino acids)
Biological process (GO): positive regulation of DNA-templated transcription
Cellular component (GO): chromatin; nucleoplasm
Molecular function (GO): ubiquitin-protein transferase activity; zinc ion binding
Source: RefSeq, a predicted model, not a curated record